CAGAGGACGUCAGCACCACGGGAGCCCGCCAGCCAGCAUGCAGACACCAGCGGCCCGUGGAGCGCUCCUCGUGUUGGCCGCCGUCGUGGCGGCCGCCGUGGCGCAGAAGGACCCAUACUGGCUGCCCGGCAGGACGGCCAUGGUGCACCUGUUCGAGUGGAAAUGGGCCGACAUCGCCGCCGAGUGCGAGAACUUCCUCGGCCCCAAGGGCUUCGGUGGUGUGCAGGUGUCGCCGCCUACGGAGAACCUGGCCAUCACGCAGCGCAACCGCCCCUGGUGGGAGAGGUACCAGCCCGUCUCCUACAACCUGGUCACGCGCUCCGGAGACGAGGCCGCUUUCGCCGACAUGGUGAAGCGCUGCAAUGACGUGGGUGUCAGGAUCUACGCUGACGUCAUCCUGAACCACAUGACGGGUACCUGGGACGGAGAGGUGGGCACUGGGGGGUCCAUACCCGACACCGCUGCCUACAGCUACCCAGACGUUCCCUACACCAAGGACAACUUCCACCCCUACUGCCUCGUCAACAACUACCAGGACGCCAACAACAUAAGGGACUGCGAGCUCGUGGAGCUGCACGACCUGGACCAGUCGCAGGAGUUCGUGCGCCAGAAGCUGUCCGAGUACCUCAACCACUUGGUGGAGCUCGGUGUCGCCGGCUUCAGGGUGGACUCUGCCAAACACAUGACGCCCUCGGAGCUGAAACUCAUCUACGACGCUGUCAGCGAUCUCAACACUGACUUCGGCUUCCCCGAGGGCAGCCGCCCCUUUAUCUUCCAGGAGGUCAUCGACUUCGGUAACGAGGCAGUGUCCGAGUCGGAGUACACUGACAUGGGCCGUGUCAUCGAGUUCCGCUACAGCUCAGAGAUCGGCAGAGGAUUCCGCCAGAACAACCCGCUCAAGUGGUUCUACAACUUCGGUGAAGCCUGGGCUAUGGAGUCCGACGAGAACGUCGUCGUCUUCGUGGACAACCACGACAACCAGAGAGGACACGGAGCUGGAGGUGACCAGAUCCUGACCUACAAGGUGCCGCGCCAGUACAAGAUGGCGGUCGCCUUUAUGCUGGCGUGGCCCUUCGGCGCACCUCGUCUCAUGUCCAGCUUUGCCUUCACGGACACCGAAGCUGGACCACCCAUGGACGAAAACCAGAACACCAUCUCGCCCACUUUCAACGAGGACGGCUCGUGUGACGAAAACUGGGUGUGCGAGCACCGCUGGCGACCCAUCUACAAUAUGCUCACCUUCAGGAUCGCCACCGAGGGAACCAACGCCACGAACUGGUGGGACAACGACAACAACCAGAUAGCUUUCUGCCGCGAAGACAAGGGAUUCAUCGUCAUCAACGACGACAACGUGGACCUUCAGGAGACGCUGACGACGUGCCUGCCUGCUGGAGACUACUGUGACGUCAUCUCUGGUGAGCCGACAGACACAGGCUGCUCGGGAAAAACCGUCACCGUCAAUAGCGACGGCACGGCCACCUUCGAGAUCCUCACCACGGACGAGGAGGGCACCAUUGCCAUCCACGUGAACGCUAUGUCUGGAUCCGGCGGCCUGACUACAGCUGCGCCCACUGGAUCCACCAGCGACAGCGGCCACACGACGGACCCCUGCGGCUGCGAGUCGACCACCGAGGUCACCACCACGACCACCACGGAGAACCCGUGCCGCUAACCAGACACCCCUGUGUUGCUCCACCUUGCAUAAACCAUUGAUCACUGUGAACUGUAUCAUUUACUAGCCUGUGCACAAUAAAGUCUAGUUUUUACUGCAUUGAAA
Schistocerca americana (American grasshopper) is the source of this 1777-nucleotide messenger RNA. RefSeq names its product alpha-amylase 1-like. Gene Ontology annotation, biological process: carbohydrate metabolic process. Lineage: Eukaryota; Metazoa; Arthropoda; Insecta; Orthoptera; Acrididae. The transcript has 11 exons. Gene Ontology annotation, molecular function: cation binding; alpha-amylase activity. The coding region runs from base 38 to 1672 and encodes 544 amino acids. The record is from RefSeq and is a predicted model, not a curated record.